CUGUCCGCCUGUCUGUGCGUCUCUCUCUCUCUCUCUCUCUCUCUCUGACUUCAACUUCAGCUUCACUGAGAAUCUCCGACUUUCUUUUUCGCGAGAAAAAUCUGAAAACCCCUCCCUAAAAACGCAUUAACUAGGACUUGGUUCCGGGAGAUCUUACUCUGUUGGGAAAUGCACCGUUUGAUCUCUGAAUUAGGAAUGAGUUUGAGGCUUUCAUGAAUAGAACGGGCUGAGACUGCAGUGAGAAAGUGUUCUUUUACUGCUUGAUUGUGGAAUUGGAGUGAACUCAUGGCUCAGAGUAAUUGGGAAGCAGAUAAGAUGCUUGAUGUUUACAUUCAUGAUUACUUGUUGAAAAGAAAACUGCACAAUUCAGCAAAAGCUUUCAUGACAGAAGGGAAGGUAGCGACGGAUCCUGUAGCUAUUGAUGCACCUGGAGGGUUUCUUUUUGAAUGGUGGUCUGUGUUUUGGGACAUCUUCAUAGCAAGGACUAAUGAGAAGCAUUCAGAGGCAGCUGCUGCUUACAUAGAGACACAACAAAUGAAAGCAAGGGAACAUCAACAGCAGCUGCAAAUGCAGCAAUUGCAACUCAUGCAGCAGCGAAAUGUCCAGUUACGUAGGGAUCCUAAUCAUCCUCCACUAGGAAGUCCUAUUAAUGCUAUUAAUUCUGAAGGCAUGGUGGGGCAGCCAUCUGCCAGUGUAUUAGCUAUGAAAAUAUUCGAGGAACGAGCUAAGCACCCUCAUUCCAUGGACUCCGAGUCAUCCUCAGCACUAAUUGAUCCCAAUAGGAUGGCCCUUCUGAAGUCUGCUACCAAUCAAGGUCAGUUGGUUCAAGGUACUUCGGGGAGUGUGUCAGCAGCUUUGCAGCAGAUGCAAGGACGGCCUCAACUGGCAACUGACAUAAAAGCAGAAGUAAACUUGGGUGCAACUCAAAAAUCUUUGCCAAUGGAUCCUUCAUCCAUAUAUGGCCAAGCAAUUCUUCAGUCGAAAUCUGGACUUGGCGGUGCAGGGUUAAAUCAAGGUGUCACUGGUCUUCCAUUAAAGGGUUGGCCCCUUACUGGAAUUGAUCAAUUAAGACCAAGUAUGGGUUUACAAGUGCCAAAGUCCAAUUUACAGACCCAAAAUCAGUUUCUUUUGACAUCCCAACAACAGCAGGCCCUAGCACAAGCCCAAACACAAAACAACCUUGGGAACUCGCCUAAUUAUGGUUUUGGUGGAUUACCAAGGGGUAACUUUAAUCCAAAAGAUGGUCAACCCCCAAGAAAUGAUGGAUCUAUAUGUUCUCCUGUGCAAUCAAAUUCCCCGAAGAUGAAGAUGCCCCAAAUGCAGCAAUCUUCCUCUCAACAACAGGACCAACUGCAACAGCAACAGCAAUUGCAGCAGACUAACAGGAAAAGGAAGCAGCAUUCCUCGUCUGGACCUGCCAAUAGUACAGGCACUGGGAAUACAGUUGGUCCUUCUCCAAAUUCACCACCAUCGACACACACACCUGGUGAUGCAAUGGGCACUGCUAGUAGCAUGCAACAUGUCAACAGUGUUUCAAAGAGCUUGAUCAUGUAUGGUGCUGAGGGAACUGGUGGUAUUGCAUCAUCUACGAAUCAGCUGGAUGACUUGGAGAAUUUUGGAGACAUUGGUUCUCUGGAAGAUAAUGUGGAAUCUUUUUUGUCACAUGAUGGGGGAGAUGGAAAUAUAUAUGGCACACUGAAACAAUCUCUCACUGAGCACAAACCAGAGCCUAAAGGGUUUUCCUUUGGGGAAGUUGGUUGUAUUCGAACAAGAAAUAAAGUAACUUGCUGUCAUUUUUCUUCGGAUGGGAAGUUGUUAGCCAGUGCUGGACAUGACAAGAAGGCUGUAAUUUGGAACAUGGACACUUUGCAAACAGAGAUGACCCCAGAAGAGCAUCAAUACUUAAUAACUGAUGUCCGGUUCCGGCCGAAUUCAACUCAGCUUGCAACAGCUUCAUUUGACAAGUCCGUGAGGCUGUGGGAUGCUGCUGAUGCAGGCUAUUGUUUGAAUGCCUAUACUGGGCAUAGUUCGCAUGUUAUGUCCCUGGAUUUUCAUCCAAAAAAGAACGAUAUCUUCUGUUUCUGUGACAGCAAUAAUGAAGUUCGUUACUGGAGUAUUUCUCCAUUCUCAUUAACUAGGGUGUCAAAGCAAGGGGGCAGUGCUCAAGUAAGGUUUCAACCUAUAACUGGACAUCUUCUGGCAGCUGCAUCAGAUAAGGUGGUAUCCAUCUUUGAUGUUGAAACUGACCGGCAAGUCCAUUCAUUCCAGGGACAUUCUGGAGUUGUAAACUACCUUUGUUGGGAUCUAAAUGGUGAAUUGUUGGCAUCAGUGAGUGAGGACUGUGUCAAAGUUUGGUCAUUGUCCACUGGUGAUGCUAUUCACGAGUUUACUGCCAAUGGAAACCAAUUUCAUUCGUGUGUUUUCCAUCCAAGUUAUUCAGCUCUCUUGGUGAUUGGAGGAAAGCGGUCUUUGGAGUUGUGGAACAUGGUUGAGAACAAAAGUAUGACGGUUCCAGCCCACGAGAACAUAAUCGCAGCGCUGGCACAGUCACCUCUUACAGGAAUGGUUGCAUCUGCUAGUCAUGACAGCUCCGUCAAGUUAUGGAAAUAAGUAGGAAUGAUCAUCAAACGUGCUAUUUUUUUUUUUAUUAUGGGAAUCAAUCAACCGCAUAUUGCCCCCUCUUAAUUUGUUAUGAUGGAUAAAUUUAGAAGUUGUACAAGGAAUAUGGUUGUUGUAAUUGUUAAUGUGAGCUUUCGGCUUUUAAUUUGGCCCAGAAGCAGUGUUAUUAUAUUUGCCAGUUGUAGCUUAAACUGAGACGACGGUAGUACAUUAAGUAAGUUUGGUGGGAAGUGAAACAAUUGAUAUAUAUAUAUAUAUAGCCUGAUUUAUUAACCA
Molecule: messenger RNA, 2895 nt
Organism: Ipomoea nil (Japanese morning glory)
Lineage: Eukaryota; Viridiplantae; Streptophyta; Magnoliopsida; Solanales; Convolvulaceae
Product: transcriptional corepressor LEUNIG_HOMOLOG
Exons: 19
Coding region: 286-2610 (774 amino acids)
Molecular function (GO): protein binding; transcription corepressor activity
Source: RefSeq, a predicted model, not a curated record